GGGUUUAAGUAUGAGUGCUUUUAAUUGAGAAAUAUUAGAACAAACCCCCAAAUUAGUCCUGAAAAAUAAGUGGGUUUUUAAGGCUCCAUUUCACUUAACCGAUUUGCACAUGUGGCAUGUUAACUUGUUUACAUAGUACUUACUUGGCCCUUAUUAUUUUCCCACGUAUAUUGGGCACUCAUGCUACCUGCCUUUCUCUUUGAUGGACUUCUCUUCCUUGAUACCCGAGAUCUCAUCAUUUCCACCGAAGGAAACUAUUUCAAAUUCUUUCCAAUAUCAAAAUUAUAUGUGGAAAAAGUAUAUGGGCCCAAUGAGUACCAACUAAGCUAGUUAAUUUGCACGUGUAGAUCCAUUAGUGUCACAAAUCCCACUUGACAAAAGGACUAAUGUGUCUUUCGGUUGCACUCUUCGAGGAUCUUGUAUACUACUUUUUGAGUGUGUCUUGCAGUGUUCUUUUUACGGACUAAUUUGGGGUUAAUUCAAAAAUAUUAUUUACUUUUGAAAUGCAUACUAUUUUUAUCUUGAUCUGCUUGAAAGAAGACAAUGUGGUCCUCUUUUUUUGUGCUUUUGCAUGUAAUUCUCUGCUGACAUGUGACUUGCUACAUAAUCUUCCUUAAACAGAGGCUGGUUGUCUAUUACCUAGCUUGCAUGACAAUAUGACAUGAAUUCUGGGAUUUGCUUCCUUUGUGAUUUGAAUGACAAUAUUCCAGCUACCUGGCCUUCUACGUAUAUGAAGAAACAAGUAUCAAUUGUAUGGUUAUUCUUCCCACAGUAUGUGCAAACUCUUUGGGAAUUCUGAGAGUUCUGAGAAUAGUUCUGGUUAUACUUUCCACCUCUUCCUCUGCCACCACUUCUCCCUUGAGAACCUCUUCCUUAAGAAGAAUUAGAAUUUCUAAACUGUGAAUUAUUUCCUGAAUUCUGAGUUUGUGCCAAAUAACAUGAACCAUUUUUUCAUUAACAACAAGAGCUCUUGUUUCUAAAGCAGAAUCAGAAACCACAUGUUGAUGUAAUUGUCUUUCUUGCUGAACAACUAGGGGAAAAGUCUUGUUCAUAGAAGGAAGGGGUUCCAUAAGCAUGAUUUGGGAUUUCAAGUGUGCAUACUGAUCAUUAAAGAAGUAAUGACAGAAGUAAUGAGGAACCGAAUGGCUGUAACUGUUCCUGUUGGCAGUGAUUUGUCUAUCAGAAGAUCAGGGUUUAAGGCAUCUAACUUCAACUUUUGGGAUAACUCAUGGGCACCGGUGUUUACUUUGGACUUGAAAGCAAACAGCUCCUGUGUAAGAAGUCGUCAGGUGAUAUGCAUGUCAGUGCCAGUGCAACAAGCGAGUGUACCCAAAGUGAUUGUCUCCCCAUUAGAAUUGGAAGCUGCUUCAGAGCCUCCAUUGAACUUGCACAAGCCUAAACAACCAUAUACAACAAUUGUUUCUGUUGAGAGAAUAGUGGGACCAAAGGCUCCAGGGGAAACUUGUCAUAUUGUGAUUGAUCAUGGUGGAAAUGUUCCCUACUGGGAAGGACAGAGCUAUGGUUUUAUUCCACCAGGUGAAAAUCCGAAGAAACCUGGGAGUCCCUAUAAUGUUCGACUAUAUUCUAUUGACUAUAUUCUAUUGCAUCCACAAGAUAUAGAGAUUCUUUUGAUGGCAAAAUAGCCAGCUUGUGUGUGUGUCGUGCUGUUUAUUACGAUCCUGAGACAUGAUAGGAAGAUCCUUCUAAGAAUGGCGUUUGUAGCAACUUCUUGUGUAACUCCAAGCCUGGAGACUAAGUUCAGAUCACACGUAAAAUCAAACACUUUUUAGGCCAUUGCUGCUUGACAUGAUUUCUGAUUUCUUUUCACUACUCAAAAUUCACGUUCAUACAAAUUAAUGAUUUGGUGAGUCUUGCUUAAUUGAGCGAAUUUCUAA
Lotus japonicus is the source of this 1895-nucleotide messenger RNA. RefSeq names its product ferredoxin--NADP reductase, root isozyme, chloroplastic-like. NCBI's taxonomy places the organism in Eukaryota, Viridiplantae, Streptophyta, Magnoliopsida, Fabales, Fabaceae. Gene Ontology annotation, molecular function: oxidoreductase activity. The transcript is spliced from 4 exons. Bases 1119 to 1643 code for a protein of 174 amino acids. The record is from RefSeq and is a predicted model, not a curated record.